Molecule: messenger RNA, 42699 nt
Organism: Porites lobata
Lineage: Eukaryota; Metazoa; Cnidaria; Anthozoa; Scleractinia; Poritidae
Source: the annotation of a GenBank genome assembly
AUGGCUACCGAAACAGCCGAAGAACGGCUGAGGCAACUGGAGGUGUUGUUUUCUUGUGGGAGCAGUGAGAAAGGCUCUUACAGCGUAGAGACUCUGCUGGACGUUUUGGUCUUACUUUACGAUGAAUGCUGCAAUUCUACGCUUAGAAGAGACAAGAACGUCAGCGAAUUCAUUGAAAAUGGUAAGAUGCUUGUAGCGAUCGCGAGAUAAGCUCUGGGGUUGGUUCCUUUUUACUAAGACGAAUGUCUUGCUUCAUUUGCAGUAAAGCCAGUGGCUUCAAAAAUAAAACAGCUUCGACUCCGGCGCGAAGACUUUGAUCCCCUAACAUUAAUCGGCAAAGGGGCCUUUGGAGAGGUAAUAGCGAUAAUGUAAUUUGUCAAAAGUGGGUAUCGCCGUUUCUUUACAAACAUGUUCCUGUUUUUGUUCAGGUAACUGUGGUUCGAAUGAAAACCAACGAUAGAAUCUACGCCAUGAAGACCUUAAAUAAAUGGGAAAUGUUAAAGCGAGCUGAGGUAAGUUUGAUAGCUUGCUAACCAACCAGCUGAACUAAUUCGAGUCAUUCAUGCCUUCAUUGUAGCGUUGUUUAGUCUUUUGGGUCACCGUCGAUCUUUUUAUUGGCCCCGAUAUGAGUUGUGGGAAUUAAAUGGAAUGCGUGAAUCAAUCGCAGGAUUGUAGCUACGAGUGGGUCCGAAGAUUUUAAGUCCGUCUGGAAACAGAUCGCAUCGACAAACUCUUUUCGUUUGCCGAGCGACUUUACUAUUGAUCAAAUGUUGAUUUUCCGGUCAACUUUAUCCUUUCGUAUGUCCCCUGUAGACGGGAGGUAAAAUUGUUUAUCUUUUAUACCAGAUACGAGAAAGGAACGAAUGUGGUGUUGUGAGAGUGAAAUGUACAACUACGAGAAGUGGAAUGCGUGUGAUCGAAUCGAACAAGAGAUCGGUCUAAUGCAAUGCUCACUCUACACACGUAACGUCAAAUGUAUUUCAAUAGAAGUUUACUCAGUUCGGAAUAUUUGCAGUGUUUGUUUUGAAAGAUAUAUUCACGAUAAAGAUCGGCGUUUCAUUACUCCUUCAGUUCAGCUGUUUUCAAUGAACAGUUUAUUUUCUAGCCAGAUCAGGUUUCGAAACUUUAAGGGGAGAAAAAAACAUUCUCCUUGUAUGGUUUUUGCACAACUUGAAUUGUAUAAAUCUUAAUUUGCGAGUCAUCGGUGUCAGUUUUAAAGACAUCGAAGGUGAACGUGAAGAGACCUGUCGAUUCGAUUAUUUGUUAUUUUACAGUGUAAGGUACAGUUGAUGAGAUAUAUUUACACCGUACGAACCAUCAAUGCCUAAAUACUGGUAGCAAAUGAUUAUUAAGUGUAACAAAAGGUGUAGUUUACUGGUAAAGAAUCAAAGCCUUUUCCCCUUUGGCAUUAAUUAAUUUGUAGCACAUUUCAAUGGGGGUAUUAAUUUAAAUGGCAGCUAAAUUUUUUUGGAGUUAAAGAGACUGGGGAAUCGUUGGGUUCAUUUCCGCCUUGUGUUCUUGUCACGUUUCUUAGAUAUUUCAAAGUUCUUUUUCUUAAAAUAAUGACAAUAAUUUUGAGCAAAACGUGUCAUGAUAAUUAUGCCACAGGUUUUCAGGUGAGAUCAGUCCUAAGGCAAUUUUAACGGUAAAUGAUUUAAUACUUGUGAUAUGAAACAUGUCAGAUUUCAUACACCCGAACAAUAUCAGUGGAAAACACACAGACAUCAACGUAUGCAAGUACUAUUAAGCACCUUUUCGUCCAUCCACCCAGCAUAAUGUUAGAUCAACCCUCAGCCCAAGAAAUAUUUAUGAUAAAAGUCAAAAUUUUCUUUUGUAUGUGAGUACAAUGAAUUAUUAUCAAAGACAUUUCAUUUGAAUGGUGACACCAUGACAUUUUGUCUGCAAAGUUAUAAUAGAGUUAUAUUAUGUGUCUCCAUAAAGGACUCUAUAAGAGCAGUGCUUUCUUUUCAGAAAAAAACUACUCAUUCUCAAUGACCAACUUUUACUUCAACAGCUACUGUAAUACAUGUAUCUUUGACAGACUCGAACCUCCACUUAUGACCACCUGUCCACAAUGGCUGCCUCUCUACAAUGGCCACUUUUAAUGGCAGACGGUCCAUGCAUUGACUCUUGUUUAAACCUCUCUACAAUGGCCGCCUCUUUAAAACAGCCACUUUCAUCUGCCCCAAGGCGUCAGUUGUGGAGAGGUUCAACUGUAAUUAAUUUACUAUUCAGAAAUUAAGUUAUCAUUUCAACUCCUUUACAUCAAGGCUGUGCUCUAAGGAAAAUCCAAGGGAGCCCAGUGCUAUAAACCUCUAAAAUCUAGGGUGCCCAGCAUACAUGGAUGAUUUGUACGAAAAAAGUAAGAUUUUUAAGUCACCCAAGAUCAAAAGUUAGGUACCUGCAGCCACCGGGCUCUGCUAGAGCACAGCCCUGUACGUGUUAGCGAACUCUUUCACUUCCAGAGUUAAUGAUGGAGUCUUGUGAGGUAGUUCUAACUUUUGAGUUUGUGGAAAAAAUCCAAUGAUGUGACUAUUCAAGUGAAAGCCACAGAGCAGAACUUUCCUGUGGUACUGUUUACUACAUGUAUGUUGUACAAGGUGGUCCUAACUUUUGAAUCUGUGGACAAAAUCCUAUGGUGUUACCAUUCAAUUGAAAGCUACUGAGCAGUACUUUCCUGUGGUACUGUUUAUUGUGUUGUACAAAGUGGUUCUAACUUUUGAGUCUGUGGAUGAAAUCCUAUGGUGUGACCAUUCAAAUGAAAGCUACUAAGCGGUACUUUUAUGUGGUACUGUUUAUUAUGCUGUACAAGGUGGUUCUAACUUUUGAGUCUGUGGAUGAAAUCCUAUGGUGUGACCAUUCAAUUGAAAGCUACUGAGCAGUACUUUCCGGUGGUACUGUUUAUUAUGCUGUACAAGGUGGUUCUAACUUUUGAGUCUGUGGAUGAAAUCCUAUGGUGUGACCACUCAAAUGAAAGCUACUGAGCAGUACUUUCCUGUUUGUUCUCCAGCUUUAACAAAAUAAAAUUUGUCAUUUUUGUUGAAUGUUGACUUUGACCGCUGUGGGGACUGACAGGAUUAGCAUACUAAAAUUAAUGGUCUGUAUACUUCUUUAGUAGUCUGACAAGAAAGAUUAUUUUCCCUGACCUUUGCAGACUUUGCCUAAGGCAAAGGGAUCCAUGCAUGAAAAUAGCUUGAAAUUGCACUUUUGACUCACUUUAAUGAUCACCUAAAAUUUAAAUCAAAUUUAAUUUCCGGUCUCUUUUGUGAGAGCAAAAGGUGAAAACGUUUCUGGAAUGUUCUGUUUAUGUUUUCUGCUAUAACUAUUUAGAACAUUUAACUUCUUGGUCAUUGAAACAUGCAUUUAGUUUAAACUAUAUCAUCCAGAUUCACUGCUUAUUAAUCAUCAAUCAAUGCCACAUCAGAUAAUGUUUAUUCAACAAACUGUUUUUAUAUCAAGUUGAUUAUCACUUACAUAAUAUCAUGUUAUUCUAGUAUUCCUUGGAAUGCCUUAAAUUUCUGGUGUUAAUUUAUUAGUUUGAUAUAAAUAUGGUGUAAUGCAUUUAUAGUUAGGUCAGGCACAUACCAACAUUUGGUGAAAUAAAUCUUUGAUGCUAUUCAAGAGAAGCACAUUGUACAUGUAUAAAUCUACUGGUAGCCCUCUGUUCUGUUGAUUGUCUGUAGACAAGUAUUUUCCUAGCAUAUGAUAGAUUUUCUGCAUUCAAAAACUAAAUGUUCUAUUUUUAGUCAAAGGGAAUCAAGCUGUGUUUAAACCCUGUUAAAAAAAAGUAUUGUAAUUCUUGGAUGAAGUCCUAUGGUGUUACCAUUCAAAUGAAACUUUUUUGGCAAAAUUGUAGCAGAUUGCUAUUUUAAAUCUUAAAAUUUCAAAAAGAAAUUUGAACUAAAGCAUAUUGUAAUGGCAUUAUCCUUAGUAUUUGCCACUGUUUGUUGGUUGUAGAAGUUUUUGGAAGCUACAUAUACAUGAAGGAGGUUGCAUUGGAUUAAAAUAUCGGAAAAUUUGAUGUGAAAUAUCAUAAGAAUUAUCAGACCCUUCUGAUUAACAUUAAAUCACUGAUUACGUGUUCUACAUGCAUGUAAGACAGUUAAUGUUUUGACCAGAGAGGAGGGGGAUAAAUAGGCCAAUGGAUUGGUGGACUUUGAAAAAUUUUUUCCCAGAUUUUGGAUUCAGAGUGAAAUUUUAACGGAAUUGCGGAUGCGGCAAUGGCAGCGGAUUGCGGAAUCAUCCAUCUUUUGAACCCUGAUUUUAGACUGUGCAUUUUUUUAAAAACUAUUUUGCCAGUAUUUCGUAUUCAGAGGGAAAUUGUAUUGGCGGAUUUGUUUAAUAAAUCAUAAUGGAUCGGUGCAUUUGCAUACCCCUAUUCACCCCUCUCAGACAGCAUUGACCAACUGUCUACAAAUCACAGGGAGUCAACAAGAACACUGUCUGAAAAAAUUAAUGUUGGGGAGUAACUCUAGGUACCCAUCUUUGGGAGGUGUCCAUUUUAUAGCAGAUUCCUUUGAGAUUGUAGCAGUAAUUGAAGUUUGAAGAUUUUGAACAAAAUGAAUGUUCUUAAAGCAUACAUUUGUACUGCUGAGAUUCCUUUGGUAAGAUUACUGCUUUAAAGUAUAUUCUUAUUAUUGAACAUGAUUUAUGGUAUGCUCAGGGUUUCAAUAAUGUGAGAGCUAGCCAAUGUAUGUGAAGCUUUGAUACAAUUCUUAUAAGCAUUCAAAUGAAAAUCAAGCCAAAGUAGAUGGAUUGAUGAUAGAAAACCUGUGGGAGGUUGUCAGAUCUUGUUGAAUGCCAAGGCUGUUGUAUUGUUGGCUAAUAAAAAUUCACCAUACUCGUGUUUAGUAUCUGGUUUGAUUUAAGUUAAAGCCUUUGAACCAACAAUUGCGUAGAGGCAGUAUAUGUAGCUUCAACUUGUCAAGUUGAUAAGAUCCAUCAUGUAAUCCCUAAAUCUGUGAUUGAUUGAAAUUAGACUAUAUAUGUACAGGUUCAGAUUUCUAUUGUUUACUUUUGAUGCGAUAAGAUAUGAUUUGUUUUAGCCAAUAAGAUUAUGUGAAAAUUAAAUGGCUGAAGGUUUUGUUUAUUCAUAGUUUAGUGUCAAGUUUCAUUUUUUGGUAUUACAUGCAAUUAUUUACCACACUGUAAUUUAAUUUUUCUGUAGUCUACAGUACAAUGGGUCAUCUGCCAAGAUUGAUUAUACUGAUAUACCAUGCUCAAGCUGAGCACUUUACAGUGCUGUAUGUGCUUGUCUUCAUCAAGUUAUUGCUAUAGCUUUUUAGCAUUUGCCUUUAGAGAUGUAUUCCACUUAAACUGAUCCUGAUCAGAGGAAAAAUACACCCUUCUACGUAUACCUAGAGCUGUAUAGCACCACUUUACAAAUGUGUGACUGUCAAGUGGGUCAUUGUUGUUCCUACUACUGAAGUCAAGUACAUAGCUCACUGUAAUUUUAUCCUUUUGUAAUAUUUCCUGACCUUGGAUGUAAUUUUUUGGUCACUCUGUAUUAUUGUCUAUGAAUAUAUUAAGUGAGAGAAUAAAAGCAUGUCGAUAGUUUAUUAAGUAAGCAUGUCUAAAAUUGGAGUUUUGAAUGAUGUCCUGAAAAGAAGAAUCAGUUUUGUCACAAUAAAGUUUUUUCUGACGCUUCAGUUAAAAGUAGUUUCAGCCAAUUUUUUCAUUAUGAAAACUUGUUUGACAAUUUGAUUAGGGAACGUGCAGUGAAAAGGAGUUUUCCAUCAUGAACUUUCAACCUUCUCUUUCCAGACUGCUUGCUUCAAGGAAGAGAGAGAUGUCUUGGUGUAUGGAGAUAAACAAUGGAUAACUACAUUACAUUAUGCGUUUCAAGAUGAUGAUUAUUUGGUGAGAAAUGGCAUUUUGUUUUUCUCUCUUUAAAGGGGCUACAUGUAUGCCAUUGCUGUCUUAUUCUUUUUUUUUGUUAAUUUUGCCAGUUACUCAUCUUUCUUUGCUAUGGAACAUAACCUUUUAUAGCAAAGAGAUUACUUAGGUCAAACUCACAGCCUCAUGUCAAACAAAUAUGUCUGACAAGCAUUACAGUAUAUAAGCGGAUUACAAACAACAAAAGUGAACUUUGAAUAACUGCUAGGCUAACUCUCUCUGCAUUAACUGCCCUCCUUAAAUGAAAGGUGCGUGAAUGCCUGAAAUAUCCAGGGGCUUCCAAUGUGGCUGGGAGCGAGGCACCUGUCACACAGAUUGAAUCCAUACAAAGAAAAUUAGAAGUUUGGGUGGGGCUGAGUUUGAAUUUUAAACAAUCACAACAAAACCUGCUCCACAACUGCUACAAACUGCUGAAAAACCUCAAAAAGAUCUUACAGUUGUUACAGUAUACUGUACAAAAGGUUGAGUUUGAUCGUCCGGGUGAACGUAGUCCUGAAUAGGACUGUUGUUGUUGACAGUGACUGACAUUUCGACAACCUGUGCAGUAGUCAUCUUCAGAGUCAAAGUGAGUUGUAUCACGUCAGUUGAUGGUAUUAUACUCUGGUUAUUGAUUUGAUUGGUCAAUUAUGUCGUGAUGUUAUUGGUUGUCUGUCAGUUAAGCCGUGAUGCUAUUGGCUAUGAAGACUCGUAAUCAGUGAUUGGUGUGUUUUGGUCCGUCUAUUGUCGCAGUUAAACAGUCGUCUAUUGUUAGUCAAAUUGUUAGUUCUCCAGUUGUUCUCUCGUAGUUAGUUUUGCUUGAUCUCGUCAAUAAGUUGUUUGUACGGCGCUGGUAACUGUUGACUAUGAUUCAGUGGCAUUUGUUCUAAGUUAGUAAACCAGCUUUCUAAAGUAAGACGUUGAUAGUAGUCUGUAGAAUACGUUAUACAUGUCGCAGAGUCCCAGUCAAUUUGAUGUUUCGUCUUUAAACGGUGCUCAGCAAUGUGAUUGUUGACGUCACCAUUCCUCGUCGCGCGUUUGUGUUCGGUCAGUCACAUGCUUAGGUUUCUGCCGGUUUCACCAAUGUAAGAAGCCUGGCAGUCGCAGCAUUUGAUCUUGUAUACUGCUCCCUGUCUGUCCUCCGGUUUGUUGGCCACUGAAUCGUAGUCAACAGUUACCAGCACCGUACAAACGACUUAUUGACGAGAUCAAGCAAAACUAACUACGAGAGAACAACUGGAGAACUAACAAUUUGACUAACAAUAGACGACUGUUUAACUGCGACAGUAGAUGGAUCGAAAUGCACCAAUCACUGAUUACGAGUCUUCAUAGCCAAUGACAUCACGGCUUAACUGACAGACGACCAAUAACAUCACGACAUAAUUGACCAAUCAGAUCAAUAACCAGAGUAUAAUACCAUCAACUGACGUGAUACAACUCACUUUCACUCUGAAGAUGACUACCGCACAGGUUGUCAAAACAUCAGUCACUGUCAACAACAACAGUCCUAUUCAGGACUACGUUCACCCGGACGAUCAAACUCAACCUUUUGAAAUGACUCCUGGGUUCAAACCUUUCACAGUAUACUGUACCUUGAUUAACCCUUCAAGCCUCAAUAUCCACAUACAAAUUCUCCAAACUGGUCUUUAUACAUUUCCUUAAGGAAUAAGUUGAGAGAAUUUGGUAGAAGAUCAAAGCAUUUUCUCUUGGGUGAUCAUUUUAUUAACUCUCAUAACCAUUUCUCUUGGUAAAAUAUGGAUAUUGUUAGGAGAAAAUUGAUCUUGGUCACUACUGGGACUUAAAGGGUUAAGUCCACAUGAGCCUGCAGGUUUGGCUACUGAGCCAAAGAGGCUGCAGCCAUAGCUUGUGGUCGUUAAAGAAAACUUUAUUAAAUUGUCAUGAAAUUAAGUUAAUGAUAUAUCGAAAUAUCUGUGUGCAUCAUUUGUACAUCUACAGCUGCACACACAAGAAGGUCAUAGGCAAAAAGGCUGGCUAGAGUAAAAGGCCUGGAACAGUUCAUUGUAUUCAGCAUAAUGUGAAGCACUCUAAGCUGAAUCCCUGGUGCUGUUAAUUCUUAGAGCACCUCAAUUUCCAAUGUUGAAGAAAUAAUAUCACAUUUGUGCUUUGUUUCCAGUAUUUUGUUAUGGAUUAUUACAGUGGUGGAGAUCUGCUGACUCUCCUCAGCAAAUAUGAAGACCAUUUACCUGAAGAAAUGGCCAAAUUUUACCUGGCAGAGGUGGUUUUGGCUGUGAAUUCUAUCCAUAAAAUGGAUUAUGUCCAUAGGUAGGUCUUCUUGAUUAGCCAAGCUAUGAAAUUUUUGGAACCAGAGAAUGUUUGUGUGUAUAUGUACGCUUCAACUAAAUUUCAUUUAAUUUGAAACUUCUAUGGAGGUCAAUAAACUUCAACUUAUUAACUAAACUUCUUGUUUUCUUUAAAUCAAGUUUAAAGCUGCUCUCAGUGGCAGCAAAUUAAAUCUCCAUGCUCUGAAGAAAUAAAUGAAGGUUGUGCAUUAUUUUUUGCUGUUAAUUUAUCCUACAGGAAAUUAAGUAAUUGUCAUAAAGACCAAAUCACUCCAGUGUAAUUUGUGUCUACUGUUGUUAAAUUUUUGAACUUGGGGUCCCAGUUCAUCAUCAAAACUUAAUGAAAGUGACAGAUAUCAUUUACUUUUGUCUAUCCAAACUGGAUCAGCAUAAGAUUCUGGGAAACUCCUUACCCACCCCUCCCAUAAUUAACCCAACGUUACUACUAACUUCUCACUUUAGGAAAUGUUGGGUUGGAGGGUUGGGUGGGUGGGUGGAUGACCAGUUUUAGGAGCCUUUACUGAUCCAAAAUGUGCAUAUUUUUUUUGCAGGGAUGUCAAGCCUGACAAUGUUCUCCUUGAUGUCAGUGGCCAUGUUAGGCUGGCAGAUUUUGGAUCUUGCUCAAAACUUGGCAAGAAAGGAACUGUAAGUGAUUCAUCCCCUGCAUUCCGAUACAUUCAUGUCAUAUGUGUACAUGUAAAUAUCAAGCUAAUAUUGCUCCACAAAUACCUUGAAGAUAUAAACCCUUUCUGUAAUAAAAUAUUAGUAAAAAAUAAUAAUGUUUACAGAAUUAUAGUUCACAUGUUUUCUUUCUAUUGUAGGUUAGAUCGUCUGUUGCAGUUGGUACACCUGACUAUAUUUCUCCUGAAAUCCUCCAGGUAAAUAUUAUAUUCUAAAAAAAACUUCAGUUAACGUACGUUAAAAGUUCCAUGUGUUUCUGGCUUCUUUGUACAGUGCAUAUAUAUCUUUUUUAUGAGCAUGGUGGGGUGUGAUGUAAGAAAAAUUCACAGCUUUCCAGAAUCUUAAAUUCAUUGACUCUUUCUUUAGGCCAUGGAAGAUGGACGAGGCGAGUAUGGUGUUGAAUGCGACUGGUGGUCUCUGGGUGUUUGUAUGUACGAGAUGCUGUUUGGUGAAACCCCGUUUUAUGCAGAAUCAUUGGUUGAAACAUACAGCAAAAUCAUGAGCCAUAUGGUAAGAUGAAAUUAAUGUUUUAGUUAUUGGUUAAGUUUUGAUGCCCAAAUUUUAAUUUAUUUUUUUUAGAAGUGUUCAUAACAGCAAGAUGAUUAAUCUUUGCCAUGCAAAGAUUAGUAUUAAUUUGUUGCAUGGUUUUUUUUUCAGGGUAAAUUCAAUUUUCCCUCUGAUGUAGAAGUUUCAAAUGAUGCAAAAGAUCUGAUGCAAAGGUUGGUUUAUUAGAAUAUCAGCAUGUAAAAAAUUGUUCUUGUAGAAAUGCUACCUGUUUAGAGGAACAAAAAGCAAGUGAAUAUUAACCUUUUAAGCCCCAAUAUCCACAUACAAAUUCUCCAAACUGAUCUCUAUACAUUUCCUUAGAGAAUGUGUUGAGAGAAUUUGAUAAAAGAUCAACGCAUUUUCCCUUUGGUGAUCAUUAUAUUUAUUCUCAUAACCUAAUCUCUUGACAAUGUAUGGGCAUCAUUAGGAGAAAAUUGAUUUUGGUCACUAUUGGGACUUAAAGCUUUGACAAUGUAAUGCAGUCUAAUCUCCACUAAUGGCCACUUCUCCAAAAUGGCUGCCUUUCUACAACGGCCACUUGUUUUGCCCCAGUGGACAAAUAAUCCAUUCAUUGACUCUUGUUUAAACCUCUUUAUGAUGGCCACUUUCUUCUAUCCCCAAGGUAGCUAUUGUGGAAAGGUUCAACUGUGUUAAUGUUACUCUCUAGAUAGUAUGAUUCUUCUCGGAUAAGGACGAUAAACCGUAGGCCUUUUCUCACAACCUUUGCAUAUAUAAAUUCUGUGGGAUGUUAAAGAACCCACAGACUGUUCGUGAAGAGUAGGGGACAUAGUCCCCAGUGUGUUGGUCUAUCUCUCAUGGGGGAAGGGACUGUUACGUGCCCGCAGUAAUUUUCUUCAUGCUGUUGCGGUGACCCUGCCAAUAAUUGGCGAAUCUAAUAAAAUAAAGUUUUUAAGGAGUACAAUGUUCUAAGUGUGCUAAAAACUUACUGUCAUGUAAUUGUACUUUAUGUUUUCCAUCUUAAUUCAUUUUCAGUAGUAGUAUAACUGAUAAGUAUCAGUAUAAGUAUCAUAAAGAGGAAAAUCUGUUUUGUUGUGUUGUAGACUUUGUUGCAAAAUAGAACAGAGACUGGGACAAAAUGGAAUUGAUGAUUUUAGAAAUCACCCUUUCUUUGAGGGAAUCGACUGGGACAACAUCGGGGACAGUAAGUUUUUUGUACUUCUUUUUUUGCUUUAUUAUUUAUUUAUUCCUUCCACAUUUUAGUAGCUCCAUGAUUAUCAUUGUUUACAGUGAAAAUUUGUCUGUGUUUAUGCUUCUGCAGAAAAACCUUACUUCAGUUUUGAUGGCAAUUUUAUGAGAUAUUCUUUAAAAAGUUUCCAUAACACUAAAGCUAGAUUCUUGGAUGAGCAACACAUUAUUGCAUAAUUGCAUUAUUACAUUAUAUUAUAUCCUUUUUGACUGUGUACAUGUAUAUGCCAGGGUAUGCUGACCAGUUAAACUUAAUUAUUUGCUUUGGUAAUCACAUUCUUUGUGUCAGAUCAUGCUUAAUUUUUUUUCAUUCCAUUUUUCAGCUGUUCCUCCAUACAUUCCAGAAGUCAGUAGUGCGUCUGAUACAUCAAAUUUUGAUGUGGAUAUCGAUGAAUCUAGAGCAAAUGUACGUACUAAACUUUUUUUAAAAAUGUUAUUAUUUAAAAUGUAGAUUUUAAAAGAUAUUAAUAUGUUUUUUUACAGGAUGCAGUGCGGCCAUCUUCUGUGUCUCCAUUCACUGGCCAUCACUUACCAUUUAUAGGAUUUUCAUUUACUGAAAAUAGGUAUGUUGGUGCAGCCCACGAGUUACUUGUUUUGUAGUGGUCGUGCAGACAGGAUAACCAGAGUAGCAAUUAGCAAAGGUCUAAACUUUCUUAGUUUUUAUUUAUUGUUAUUCAUAUAAGUGUUGAGUGGGUGACAAAUAUUUCAUAAGGAUUUUUUUCACUAAGUCAUUUACCUGCUGUACAUACAGGUGUACGUAUGACUGAUAUUGUAACGUUUUUUUGCUUCAGUCGACUGUCUGAUAAGGCACACUCCGUUGCUAAAGAAUCUGGGAACAUCACACUGGAGCCUGUCGCAUCAAACAAUGGUAGAGCUUUGUUCAUUCAUGAACGUUUACAUGUACUCAAGAUAGUAAUCAUAAGAUGGGGUGAUUGAUAAUGUUGAUUGAACUGAAUACCAUAAUUGACCUAACUAGACACCCACUUCCAUAUAAAUGCCUCUUAUCUUAUAAACACCCCCUCUACACUAUUAAAAUUGUACUAGAUGCCCCUUUCUAAUAUUGAAUGCCUCCAUGAGAAUUACUCCUAAAUACUAGGAAUUAGCAAAAAGGAGCAAAGGCUUUCAAUUCAUUCAGUUGUUUGUUCAAUGUCAAGUUCAGAGAAAGGAUAGAUUAAUGAUGGCAGCACAAUAACCCUGAGUGAAGAUUCUGACAUCAAUGUUGGGAUUUGAAAAAGUAAUAUGGAUCUCUGGACAGCCUUUAAAGGGAACCUCCACUUCAACAGAAAGAUAACUUUAAAUUCAUUCAGUUGUUUGUUCAAUGUCAAGUUCAGAGAAAGGAUAGAUUAAUGAUGGCAACACAAUAACCCUGAGUGAAGAUUCUGACAUCAAUGUUGGGAUUUGAAAAAGUAAUAUGGAUCUCUGGACAGCCUUUUAGAUGUAUCAAUAAAUUAUUGAUGGAGUGAAUAUUCUACUAUUUUCGAACUCUCUUGAUAUUUUCUCGGGAAGCAUACAUGUAAUGGUUUUGUUGAGCUUGUUACAGUUAUGAGAAUAAGUGUCUCUAUUUUAAAUGGCUCCUAGGGUAUCUAUUAAACGCCCCUGCUUGGACCCCUAAAAUUACAUAGAUUCCCUGGGCAUUUAUAAGGUCAUUAUUUCACGGUAGGCGCGAUUUGGUCUGGAGUAUUAUUUGUGAUUUCAGACCAAAUUACACAACACCACUGAUCAGUAUGUUAAGUGUCCAUGGCCAUUGAGGUAGCGUUCAAUAAGAAACAGUUUCAGCAGGACACAUAAAAUUAUUUAAUCUUUCUUGUAUUUAUUUGUUUAUUUAGUUCCCAGCUCAUUGUCUGUUGAAGCGUAUGAGAGAAGAAUUCAAAGACUCGAAAGGGAAAAAUCAGAGCUCGCUCGAAAAUUGACAGGUAUUGUUGUGGGUGUGUUCAUAAAAAUGCAAAAAUUAAAGGCAUGUAUUUGUGAUAAAAAAUGUGGUUGUUGUCAAGUCCCUGUUGCUGCCUCCUGCCUCUCAUGUUUGUUUUUGCAAAAGGGUUAUGGACUGGUGAUCUCCCCUGGCUACCAAAAGUGUGACCCCUGCCUACUUUCAUCGGAAAGGAGGAAAAACGAAAGCAAAAGGAAUUCUCUGGCUACUGCAACAGAAUUAGCUUGGUCGUUAGAGUGCUUGACUGUAGAGCAGGAGAUCGUGAGUUUGAUUCCUGGGAUUGGAACAAUACUCAGGGUCUUAAAAUUACUAAGAUAUGAGGGUACUUUUCUCUGCAAACAGCUAGACCUUUGCGUGAUCCCAUCUCAAGUACGAGCUAAAAUAAUACAGUCACUGACACUCAAAUAAAGUGCCUUUUUCACUAAUUGCAUGUACCUGGUAACUUGAUAUCUUGGUGACAGCCCUGUUGUAUGAUGAAUGGCCUAGAUGAGAUACAGCUGUAUCUAGAUGCCCUCCACUGUAAACAAAAAUUCAUGUAUGAUCUUUAGUUUUAUAACUGUUGCAUUCACUAUGGCAAUUUACCCUUUGUUUAACUUUGCUAUGAUAGAUUCUACUAAAGCAUUACAAGAUCAAGCACUGGCUGUUGAUGGUCCAAAAGGUGAUCAAGUGGAUUCUAUCGAACUGAAGAGGUUAAAAGAUGAUAUGACAUCAAUGAAGAAGAAAAUCAUGGGUAAGUCAGUGUAUUUUGAAUUGCCUGAACCAUAAGAUUUAUUGUCAGUUACAGAACAUGUUUUGCUGCUCGUCAUUGGCAUAAAUUUGUUGUAAAGUCUUUUGAGUGAUUGGUUGAUUGAUUGAUUCAUUCUUUCUCCCUUCAUUCAUUCAUUCAUUCAUCCUUCCAUCCAUCCAUCUAUCUGUCUGUGCAUCCAUCCAUCCAUCCAUUUUUGCUGUUAAACAACUAAAAAAUGAACAACAUACAAUAUAUUUACAAUAUUAUUUAUUUGAUAUUAUUCUUCAGAGUAUGAAGCUCAGUCUGCUGAUCUAGAAAAGGAACUGCAAGAUGCCUUAACUUCAAGAAAAGAACUGGAAUCCACCAAUGAAGGCAAGUUCUCAGGGCUGUUGAAUAAGGGCUGGUAUUCGGCCAAAACUGCCGGCUAGUUAGCCUUGCUUAGCUGGCUACUUUCAUCUCCCUUUACCAUAGCUGCUAACAAAAAUUAAGCACCAUCAAAUGACAUUGAAUGCAUAUUUAAAAGGUUUAGAUCUGUGAAACAUUCAAACCAUGCAAUGUCAUGAAACAUCUGGGACACGUCAACUGCAUCAUUCCCAGUCUUUGUUGCUUUGACGAAACAACGUGGCAUCUGCAGUGGAAAAUACCUCUUGAAAACCCCUGGAAACGCCAUUUCCAAGACUCUAAAUUUCAAAUUGUCCCAAGAUGCCUCGGUGCUCAAGAACUUGUGCCUUUGGUGCAAAGCCACCUGCUACUUCAAAACGUUUUGAUGUCCCCGAGUUAUAUAAGCACACAGUAAAAACAAAAGUUUAUAGCACCAUGCAAUAUUAUUGGCCAGGAGUUUGUUUUUUUGGUUUGUGUUUUUUUUUUCGCUUAGUAUUUUCUCUGUUAUCUUUGUAGAAAUGAGUGCAAAGAUGCGAUCUCUAGACAGAGAAGUCAGAGGAUUAAGGAUGGAAAAAGAAGACAUUGAAAGAGUUAGUGUUGAUUUCAUUUGUUUUAUUUAAUUUUUCCUAAAUCAAAAUACUGUACAUGUAUUUGAACAGUCAACAAUCACUUAUGUUAUAGUUGUUUCCAUUUGUUUGUUUGUUUUUAUAAUGACAUUAACAGUGUCCAUUCAUAGUGAAGUUUUUUGGAAAGAAACUCACAAGUAAGAAAGGAAAACUUAUUGUGUUGCCAUAGAGUCCUAAAGUGUGAUGCUAUAAAAAAAAUUAAAUUUGGGAAAUUAUGGGAUUUUUCGGGGUAUUUUGAAAAAAACAACGACUGAAAGGCCUACUCGCUAAAAAUUAGCAUUCCGGGGAAAAUUGUCUCUGAUGACUCCAUACCAAUCCUUCUAAAUUUGACUCAAUUCAUAACAUUAGAAACAGAGUCAAAUUUAGAGGGAUUUGUAUUGAGUCAUCAGAGCAAAAUGGGACAAGCAUCUCCGAGACAAAUCCAUGUAUUAUUAUAAACUACUAUUAUACUAAUUUCUUGUUUAUUUCAGGUUCUUCAAGAGGCAAAUGAAAAAAUCACCACACAGCAAAAAGAACUGAAAGAAGCCCACAGUGCAAGAAAACUUGCGAUGGCUGAGUUUAGUGAAUUAAAUGACAAGCUAGCUGACAUUCGGUCUGCCAAGACCAAGGUGUCAAGAAUGCUGCGAGAAAAAGAAGAAGAAAUGGGUAUUCUUUCACAUUCCCAUGCAUUCACGAUAUUCCCUUUCAUUUUUAUUUUGAUCUUUUGUAGUAUGUAGUGUUAAUAAUUGUUGUCUAAUUCUCUCUAAACAGAAUCCACUUUACAAAAGCUUGAUGGCUUGAGGCAGGAAGUACGAAAUGCUGAUAGAAAGAAAAGAGAAGUGAGUCUCUUUUCUGUUGGCCAUGGUAGUAUUCAAACUAACUAAUAGUUCUAGUACAGUAGCAUGUGUGGUCCUGAUUGACAGUGCAAUAUUCAGAUUAGUCAUUAUUCUGUUUGAAUAGAUGUGCCAUUGUUUGCUUAUUUACAUGCCAAGUUUUCAGUAAAAAUUGAAUAAGUCAGCAGGUUUGAAUAAGGUAAAUAUCAACAAUGGUCCAUUAGUCCCCUUUUUUACUAGGGGGAGGAUGACUGGGGGCAUUCUUCCCCAGAGAAUUUUGAAAUUUCGAGGCCCUAAAAUGUCAUGUUCAGCAUUCUGGGGACCAAACUGAGGAGAAAAGUUUUUUCAAGAAAAUGUAGCUUUCAACAACUUUUGAUUUAUAAGUUACACAAUAAAUUCCUACAAGCAACGGACAAAUAAUGAAAACUAAAUUAUGUACCUUUGCACAUAAACAAAUUCUGUGUAAAACUGUGAAAAUUGACUGAAGUAUAGCGUUCACUAAAACAUAAUGUAAAACCAGUGGGCCUUUAUGAAAGCACAUCAUAAGAACAUUUUCAUUCAGAUUUUUUGACAUAGUUUUUGUUUACAAUGUUUUUUAAACUAGAUGCUUCUUUUUUCCUGGAAAAAGUAGCCUGGCAACUUCUAUGAGUAAAGUAGCUGAUGAAGCCAUCUAUGCUUAUUGAAACCCCUGUACAUGCAAUGUAUAGUUCACAUUUUAUCACCAUGCAGGGGGCUAUAGCUCAUUUCUUUUAUGAACAUUCUAACAAUGCUUCCAUGUGCAUCUGGUGAAGUUAUUUUUUUGUUGUUUCUCUUUAAUGUUUAGAUUGCUUCACAAGUGGAGGAAAUGUCUGCGGAAGCAAACAAAGAAAGAAAGCUUAGAGCUAGAAGUGACCAGGUACAUUGGACCUCCUUUGUCUUGUGUUUGAAAAUAAAAGAUAUUCUUGGAAUGAGAGAAAUAAAUGUCUACCAUGGAAGGAUGCACUAUCAGUCUACAAUAGAUAUUUUGUUUGUUGUUUGUAAACACAAGUGAUUAUUUCCUACUUCUCUGUUUAAUGCUGUUGGCUAUUUUUUCUUCUUAGUAUGCAAAGCAACUUGAAGAAGAAAUUGAAUACCUAAAGGUAAUUUCAGAACUUUAAAACAACUUCUAACAUAAACUUCUCAGUUGAUCUCAAGAUAUCAAAAGUAUUAAAGGCAAUUACAGGAAGAUCCAAAAUAUAAUUUCCAUCAGCUUCAAGUCGUCUUUCCUUUCCAUGUCUCUUUGAUUUAAGUUCUGUAUAACUGAGCGCUGAUGAAGAGUCAAGAGGAUAAUGAGCUGCCCUUCAGCCUUAGGUUUGCUGGCCAGAUGAUCUGAUGAAUAUUUUGAUGUGUUGACCUUUUACAUUUUACCUCUUUGCUGCUUGCAAAUAACCCCCACCACCACCACUAUGACUAAAAUGGUCUUAGUAAACUUAAACAUUGAAAGUAGUUUUCAAUUUAUGUUUGUUUUUGUUUAUUGACUCAGGCUAAACAAAGAAGUUUAGGGAGACCAUUUCCUAGUGAUACCACAGCAGAAGACCAACAACAAGAAAUUUCCAGGUGAGUUAUUAAUUUUACGUUGCUUUUAUUUACAUAUUAAAGUACGUGUACUCAGUAAAAGUGCUUCAGCUGCUUGCAUGAGUUAGAAUUGCAGAUGCAAAACAUAUGCUUGACUCUAACUGCAUUUGUUUGCAGGCUUAAAGGUGAAAUUGAAAAACUUAAGUUAGAGUAUGAGGAAUCUACAACACAAGAACAACAGAAGCACUCAAAUGAAGUCAAGGUGAAUUGUUAAAAAAAAUGAUCAUUACUGUUUUAUGUUUAUAAUUUAGUGCUCGUUAAGUGUGGGAUUAUAUAUUAAAUUCAUCAUCUCCUAUUACAGGAACUUACUGAAAAGCUUCUUGAUGUUGAGUCAGGCAGGAUGUCCUUGAAAAAUGAGGUAAUUAUUUUGUUCAUUACAUUUCAUGGUUGUGUAAAUACACUGUGCCAUAAAUACUAAUACAUGUAGUUGUUUAUUUUUUAAUGAUCAAUGGCAUGCCUAGUUGCUCCAGUCAGAGUUUUGCAGUAGUUAAGUAACCCUUGUAGAAUCAGACAAUAAUCUGUAGAAUCUAUGCAAAUGCUAUGUCACAAAGCUGUAUAAAACCUAUGUUAAUGAGUCAUACAUUGCUUCAACCAGAUCCUAUGUUGUUUCUAUGACAGUACAAUUUUUUUUUUUGUAUUGAAAAUGCUAUGUUUUCGCUAGUCAAACGGAACCUACCUAAAAGCUAUGCAGGUUUGAAAAGUAAGAAUAAAGGAAGAAAUGCAUGACAUAGUUUCCACAUAGCCUAUACAUACAAUUUACUUAACUUUUGGAAAAGAUUUUAGACCUCAUAGUCAACCUUAUAGAAAAAUCAUUAUAUGAGUGACAUAGGAAAAAAUAUGUUUAUGUAAAAGCUAUGUAGCCUUUGUCAUGAUAAAACUAAAUUAAAAUGUCACACCGUAAAAACGUAGGCUGCAAAUAUGUUUCAUUCACAUAGCAUAGAAUAUACAUAGCACUAUGUAAAAGCUAAGAAUAUUGUUGGAAAUAAAAGUGAACAUUGAGAUGCUAUGUAAAAGCUAUUUUACUUUGAUGCUUAGUGAAUACAUAUGAUGCAAAUCAGAAGGAAAAGCAGAACUUUCUGUUGCAUAGUAAAUACAUAGCUAUGUCUAGACUAUGAAAAGAUUUUGAAUAGUAUUUGCGUAGGUAUUAAAAAGCUAUGUACUUUUCAAAUAGCCUAAACAUAGUUUCAACAUAGAUUUUGCAUACUUUGGACUAUGUUAUGUGGUAUGUUACAUAGUUACUGCAUAGGUAGUAGUGAACGUAACAUAGCUGAAACAUAGUCCAACAUAGUAAAUCAGUAGCAUGAGCAUAGGUUUUGCAUAUGUCUUGUUCUGCAAUGGUAAGGAAUUAUUAAAAAAAAGCUCCUGAAAAGUUGAUGAAAUAGCACAAAAAGACUUUUCUGGUUUGCUUAUGUCCAAUUUAUUUUACAGGUAGCAGCAUUAACAGCAAGAGUGAAUGAAGCAAGAAUGGACAGGUAAACAUCUCUCAAAUAUGAUUAAUAUAACACUUUGUCAAUAGAGAAAAAAGAAGGAGAGAUAAGAACAAAACAGAAUUAACACACUUUGGAAGUUCUGCUGAAAAUUUUAUUAGUAUCACCAUGUUAAAAUCUUAUCCAGAUAUCUUAAGUUAGAUUAGCCUGAGAUCAUGCCCUCUCCCUAUUAUCCCUUUAUGUCUCUCACGGGAAGAGGGCAUGAUACAUUUCUUUGUCGGAUCAUAUGUAAAAAUGCCAGAAUCUGGACUUUUUUCUGAUUGGAUAGGAAACAAUGCGGAUGAUUUGCGCUGUUCCGAUUGGCCAAAAUGAUGCCAUCCGUUAGUUGUUGUUGAUUUCAGUCUGCAUUUUUGCUUGCGAAAUAAGCAGUGAAUACACACGCGAGUUCGUUAUGAAAUUUCUGCCCGCUCAGUUUUCUUGAAUUUGAAGGAUGCCUAAAUAGAAGUUUCAUCCAUUGAAAUAUUUACCAUCUCAUCGUAUACCAAAACAGUUGCAGUCAAAACUUCACCGAUUAUUUGAAUGCAAUUUGAUACCGGCUACAAGUUACAGAAGCGACAAACGGGUUCACUUUUCAAAUAAUCAAUUCAUGAAUGGAAUCUUGACCUGGUUUGACUGUAUUUCCUCCUUCAGAAAUCAUGCUGCGAAUUAUUCUGAGCGAUCUUCGCUUUCACAACACCUUUCAGUUCGUGAAAUAUGGUGCUUCAGCCUAAUUUUUUUUCCACUGCUUUCGGUACAGAACGAAGUCAACGAGCUUUAACCAGUAAAUUCUUUAUUAUUUGUAGCUAUUCAUAAAGGUACGACAGCUCCAGCUAGCAGUAUAUUUCAUCACAAAAACAACACAUAAUUUUUUUUUUUUUACGAAGCGCCAUCUGAACACGGACGUACUUAAAAAAAUUUUUUCCCUAAAACUGAUUUCAAAAGAGACAUUAUUCGCACCAAAAUUUGAUUCCCGUUUGGUAAACGCUUAUUGGCUAAAAACAUGACAGGUCAAGCAAACGUUAGAUUGCGUAAAUUAGGGGGCGGUUGACUGCUUGUUAAAUAAAUGUAUCAGGCGUUAUUUUUUUUCCCUCUUGAGCCAAAGAAGCAAAAAAAAAAAAAAAAAAAAAAAAAGACGCCUGAUCGCAGGUUAAAGUUAGAUCUGCGAUUCUUGUCACAGAAAUGACGUAACUUAAUUUUUCACGUCAUUCUCCAUCUUGGAAUAAUAAUUUUUUUUGUUAUAGCCAUCGAGAACACCAAGAAACAGUUGAAGAACUGAAGAGGAAGAGUGAGCGAAAAAUAUCUCUUCUUGAAGAAGAAAAUAAGAAACUUCAGGCUGACAAUGAUAAGGUAAGUACCCUGGCAAAGCUGUUGAUUUCACUGAUCUGUGUGUGGUUUAUUCAUGGGACCAAAAAAUGGUUUUGCACAAAUUUGCUGCUUGCAAAUAUGUCCCAAAAAUGUAAAAUAUUUGGCAAAGGUGGUAAAUGCCACGUUUGUAUACCAAAAAUAUGGGUUGUAAAUAUAAUAAAGAGACAAAUGUUGCAUUUACCAUGUUUGCCCCAGAUUUACUUCUCAGUUGUCAUAAAUUUGCAGCAUAUAUUUGCCAAGAGCAAAUUAGUGCAAAUUCAUUUUUUCUUCCAGUGUUUGAUUCCUUGGAAGUAAGUUUUAUUGAACAGAUUAAUGUCUUGAAACUACUAAGCAUUGUUGGUUCAUCAGUAGCUCUUAGAGAGUACAGUUGUAAUAAACCAAUAGUUAGUUCCAUAAAUUAGUAUUAUAAAGAAUGAUUAGAACACUGUGGUGGAGAAAAAAUCAUUACAAUCCCGUAUCAAUAUUGUGUACUUGCUAUAUUGGCCGUUUUUUACUCCGCAGUUAUACUGAAAUGUGAUUAUUGAUCUGCAGAUGACAGAGAGUUUAGAUCGAACCAUUGCUGCUCAUCGAAAACUUGAGGAAGAUAUGAGGGACAGCAAUGAAAAGAAAGAUGCUGUAGCUCAUUGGGAAGCACAAAUUGCUGAAAUUAUCCAAUGGUAUGGUUUCUUUAGUCUAAAUUGAUUUGGAUUGUUAAUUUUAUGGUACUUUUAAGCCUCCAUGCUGAUCUUGAUCACAGGAGGAAAAAGGAGGGUGAAGUCUAGUGGUGAGAAGGCUCGUUUCCCUCUAAUGUUGCCCUGGAUUUGAAUCCUAGAGGCAGCUUGAUUUUGUUACAUAGAGGAUAUUACUAAUGUUGCCCUGUGGCAAAACAAAUAUUGUUUUUAGCCAGGCAUAUCUUCAAGCUUGUGUAAUGAUUUUUUAUUAUAUAGAAAAAUGACAUGUUAAAAUAAUAGAGGAAAUUAGUCCUGAUAAACUCAUCUUGAUUAUGGAAAAUAAACCACUCGGAUCCCGGAUGUAGUUUUUAUGAAUUUUACGAGUGGUAUAUAGUCCAGUAAAACACUCGUGUCUAUAUAAUAAAAAUGAUUAUGUUGAGUCCUGGGACUCAUCUUGUGAAAAAUCAUGAGACCCAGAAUGCAAUAUGCUUUAAAUUUUUCUAGUAUAAGUUUUUUGUCCACUGAAAAUUAAAACUACUCAAUUUCCUGAUGGAUUCUGUCUUAAUCAUUAAAGCCCUAAUUUUUAAAUUGAGAUUCUCAUUUACUGUCCCUUUACGUUUUCAAUAGAAGUAGUGGGGAGAAUUUGUUGAAAUGUCAAUUAGAAUCGUCUUCCUUGAUCUUGACCUCAAUUCUCAUGAUCGCUGUGUUUUCUAAAGCAUUGAUAUUAUAAGGAGAAAUUUCAUGCUGAUCACUCUUAGGUCUUAAAGGGUUAAUCAUUACAACCUUUUUUUUUAAAUAUUUUAUUUAGGGUGAGUGAUGAAAAGGAAGCAAGAGGGUAUCUCCAGGCUUUAGCAAGUAAGAUGACUGAAGAAUUAGAGGGACUCAAGUCUUCUGGAUAUGCAACAAUACCAAGGGUGGGUAGAAGAGUAACUAAUAUAUCAAGCAUGAGAUGCCAUGUUCCAUCACCAGAUGAAACGCUGAGAAGAGAGUUGAAAAUACGACAUGCAGCAGAGUAUUUUUGAAGAACUUUGAGGUGUUUCAUCUGAUGAUUAAACACUAUGUCAAAUGCUCGAUAUUACUAUUCAAACAAAAUGAUUUUUGAAGGAGAAAUUAAGGAUGCAAAAAUGAGAAGUUUUUCAUCUGAGUUCUAAACACUCAUCAAGCAUUAAUUUUCUUUGUCUUUUUUUCAAUUAUUAAUGAGUUUUUGAAUGAUAAGUCACCUUUGACAUUAUUGCUUAGUGUAUGGGUGGGGCCAGGGAGUACAGACCAGUCUAAAAGGCAGUCUCUUUAACCCUUUAAGCCCCAGUAUCCACAUACAAAUUGUCCAAACUGAUCUCCAUAUAUUUCCUUAAAGAAUGAGUUGAGAGAAUUUGAUAAUCGAUGAAGGCAUUUUUACUUAAGUGAUCAUUUUAUUAAUUCUCAUAACUUAUCUGUUGACAAUGUAUGGAUAUUGUUAGGAGAAAAUUGAUCGUGGUCACUAUUGGGACUUAAAGGGUUAGGAACUCAAUGAACACAUGUAGGCUGUGAGAUGGGAAGAAAAUCUUAAGUGAUUUGCUAAAUGCAUGUAGGGUGAUAGAGAAACUAAUACAUAAAGAAAUACUUUGACAGGUGAGAUGUGCAUCUCACAAACUCCCUUGUUUUUUAAUAGACAAUGAUGUUAAUUAUUAACAUUUUCCUUGCAUGAUCAGUGAUCGUGUGAGAAUAAUGUGUGAUGUUUGUUCUUGAUCGUCAAUACUUACUGGACUCGUGUUGAUGUUCAUUUCAUAGGGUGAGAAGAAUCAGUGGCAGAUGAGAAGAUCACAGAAGAUGGAUAAACAGGAAAUUUUACAACUUCAGGCCAAUCUGCAGGCUGAAAUCCAAGCGAAGCAACUCAUGGGUGAGGAGAUGAACAAGAUCAAAGCUGCAAAUGUGGCAAAUGAGAGGUAAAAACAGGCGUUACUGUUAGACUUUUCACAUCAAAUUGCAUUGUUUCAAAACUGAAGGAAAAUAAUAAAUUUUGAAAUGUAAAAUGCUGAGAAGUUAAGUAGCCUGUGAAAAUAAUGGCAGAGAGGUUUAAUUUUAAUUGUGUAGUCACACUAUAGGAUUGCUUUCACAGACUCAAAAGGUAGAGCUACCUUGUGGAGCAUAAUAACAGUACCAUAGGAAAGAACUACUCUGUAGCUUUCAUUUGAAUGGUCACACCAUAGGAUUUCAUCCAAAGACUCAGAAGUUAAAACCACCUUGUACAGCAUAAUAAACAUUACCACAGGAAAGUACUGCUCAGUAGCUUUCAUUUGAAUGGUCACACCAUAGGAUUUCAUCCAAAGACUCAGAAGUUAGAACCACCUUGUACAGCAUAAUAAACAGUACCACAGGAAAGUACUGCUCAGUAGCUUUCAUUUGAAUGGUCACACCAUAGGAUUUCAUCCACAGACUCAAAAGUCAGAACCACCUUGUACAACGUAAUAAACAGUACCACAGGAAAGAACUGCUCAGUAGCUUUCAUUUGAAUGGUAACACCAUAGGAUUUCAUCCACAUUAGAACUACCUUAAACAACAUAAUUGACCGUACCACUGGAAAGUACUGCUCAAUAGCUUUCAUUUGAAUGGUCAAACCAUAGGAUUUCAUCCACAGAAGCAUCGUGUACAAGGAUGUGAAAGCUACCAUUUUAUCUUUCCUAAUGUUUUUAUCAUUUUCAUUUCAGAAAACUUGGUGAAUCAGAAGCACAGUGUGAAACUUUACGGGAAGAAGUCAAGCAACUCAAGGCAGAAAUUGAACAGUGGAGACUUGGCGGCAAGACAGCAAGUAUGUUUAGGAUAUACAUGCAUUUUGAAUACUUGUGAGCAUAAAUAACUUGAAUCACUGUUGAAUCGCCAAAAAUACAUACAUACAUACAUACAUACUUUAUUGGCUUUUUUUCAGAGUCAAUUUUACAUUACAAAAUUAUAAACCAAGUACAUGACAAUAAGAAUAACAAAUACAAAAAGUAAAACAAAGCCAAAACGGUAGUUUACUUCCAACAAGAAACCUCCAUAGACAGUGCCUCUAAGAAUUUUGAUUCACCUGUUGAAUCGCCUAAAAGGCUUUUGACACAGAUAACAGCUCUUCCAACGAGAAAACUCUGACAGUGCCUCUAAGAAUUUUGAUUCACCUUGUGCAUGUGGAAGAUUACUUAGAAUAAAUGUUUAAAUUUUAGGCUAUGGGAAUAACGUGACUGAUGAGUGUGGGAAAUUUACCAGUUAUUCCCUUCAGACAUUGUAGGGUGUAAUCCAAUUGGAUGGUACUUUUGUAUCAGAUGAUAUAGCUACAAUUUUGUAUUCCAGCUGGAUUCCCAUUCCUGUACGUGAAGGAACCCUCAAGAGAUUCACGAUUGGAGGGGCUUGCUGAGGUAUGAAACUACAUGUACUUGGUCCAAAAGUUUCUUCCUUUUAACUUUGCAGGGAUUGCAUUUUUCAACAUUUUUGUUAACAACUUUUUCACACUCUGAGUAGAAAUCAGGAGCAAUCUCUUGAUUAAAUUUAUUUAUCACCCUAAAGCCAAAGAAGUAGAAGUGAAGCUUCUGAAGCUCACAUACCAAUUUUCUGGGUGUAAAUUAUAAAUGUACCUGUUUUAAUGUGUUUUAUUGGCUUCUUUUGUAUUCUCUCUUACACAAUCUGACAGUUUAAACAACACAGUCUGUUCUAGCAUAGCAUGGGAAGACGGUCGCAUCAACAAAUGUUCCCUGUUGGUCAGGACAUUUACUUUCUACCACCCAUGAAAUGACAAAUCAGUAUUAAAUCUCUUUCCGCUGUGUCAAACUUUGAUCCAGCCAGAUUAGGAAAUCCCAAAUUGACCACUAUAAAUUAAGAGGUCUUAAAAGGAACAAGUCCGAAAACUUUAAAUGUCCAAGGUUCAAAACGACAUAACAGGCAACAAAACAGAUGCCAUGGAUGGGCAAAACUGAAGAAGAUUGAAACCCAUUCAAAUUAUUCUGGGUUUUUGAAAACUGUUCAAUGCCUUAACAAUUUUUCAAACCUUGGUCCCUCUUAAUUCACUAUAGACCAUCAAAAACAAUGCUCAUCUGACAAACAUUUGUUAUUAUCUCUUAUUUUGUUAUUUACAUUAAUUUCUUUGCUUAAUUUAAAAUUCUAUUUAAAUUAAGGGCUUGAAAAAAGAAAACUAUUCAUUCAAAACACUGAACUUUCCUGUCGAUUUAAAAAGCACUUAAUUUAACCCUUUAAAGUCCCAAUUUAACUAAGAAAAAUUUUCUCCUAAAAACAUUUCAUCCAUUCAAAAAACUGUCAACAGAUAAAUAUUAAUAUUAUUAACACAAUGAUUAUCAUUAUCAUUAUUAUUAUUAUUAUUAUUAUUAUCAUUAUCAUUAUUAUUAGUAGUAGUAGUAGUAGUAUUAUCAUUAUUAUUAUUAUUAUUAUUAGUAUUAUUAUUAUUGUCUCAUUGUUCCCUGUUGGUGGGACGUUUAGGAGAGAGACCCAUGAAAUAACAGGUAGCAUUAAGAGGCGACUGUACUUGCAAGAAAAGCCUCUUCCGAAUUGAUUUGAACUGAAAUGACAACACCAAGUGUAUUAUACAAGAUUCUGUCUACAAGUUGUAUUAAAGAUGUUCCGCCCUGUCGCUUACACAGUAUCUUUUCUUCCGUGCUACAGGAAACAGAAAGUCAGCUUAGUGAUGAUGGAAGACCCAUUGCUACUGUGGCUCCUUCAACGUCUCCUGAUGUGAGUAACUUCCUGAAACAUUGCGGAAUCAUCCAAAAAGGGGCAAGGGUGUUGGAAAUGUGUAGACUUGACACACUGUGUGACCACCUAAUUCUUUUUUCCCGCUGGAAUAGAAGAGCUAGUAAAAUCAUUAAGUACAUUGAAAUGCAAGAUUUACAGUAGAACUGUGGUAAAUCGAACUUUGAGGGGAAACGAAAAACAGUUUGAGUUAGCAGAGAAUUUGAGUUAUUGGGGUAACUUUCAGUGAAAUUUUGAACAAGGGAAAGAAAACUUAGUACGAGUUAGCAGGGAAGUUGAGCUAUCCACAUUCGAGUUAUCGAGGUUCUACUGUGGCACUUCUGCUGCAGUUUUGAAUAGUUUUAUUUUUUUCUUUCAGUCUUUUUCAGUCAGGUCAUCUUCCAUCUCAUCAACUUCAUCCAUGGCUCCACCACAGGUGAAUAAAAUGAAAAUUUAAAAAUUGUAGUAAAAGUCAUUUACUUUUUCUGUUUUAUUUCAUAUCUCACUUUAGUAAAAUCUAACUAGUGGUCUAUUAUCAAUGCUGCAUUCUGAUUGGUUGAGCUACUACUAGGCUAUUUUAUGUUAUAGCCCACUAGUGGCGAAAAGCGCAGGCUUUUUGGCAGCAAAAAAGGAUGAAAGUCUAGCUUUAACUAGCUAAAUUUUUUUUAUUCUCGUUAUUUUUGACCAACUAGUUGGAUUUUACUAAAACAAUUAUUGGUUUCGUUUUUGACCUAAAUCCUUUUCCCACCUUUACUAACAGAGGCAAUGCUCCCUUUAUCCAACAGCCUCGUGUGCACAAGUUCUCUGUUAGGACAUUUACUACACCAACAAAAUGCAACCAAUGUACAUCGCUCAUGGUUGGUUUGGUUAGGCAAGGCUCUAUAUGUGAAGGUAAGGAAAAAACAUGUAUUUUGGAGUGUUAGUAGACUAUCAAAUAUCUUGCAAGAUAGAAGUUGAAUAAAAAUUGAACAUUUGGAACUCAUAGCAGUUUAGUGUGACAGUGUCUAGUGAAGGCUGCUCGCAGGGUGGCCAUGACUACCUCUUUCCUCAUGCAACAGCACAACCUUGUGGGAAACAGAAGACAAGCUCAUCUAUUGAUGAUGAGUUUAAUUCGUCAUUUAAGUUGGUGUCUGAGUUUAAAGAGUAUUCAUCUUGGGGCUUUCGGACAGUGGGCCAUGGGAGAUGCUCCUUAUUCUCGUACUCUUUUUAUCAAUAUUUAGGUUUUCAGUAGUGGUUUAAUGGCGGUUGUGUGGUCAUUGCGUCAUUAAUUAAUAUAGCACCUCUCCCACAGUUUUGAGUAAUUAAAUAUUAAGGUUUUCAGCAGAGGUUUAAUGGCCAAUGUGUGCUCAUUGCUUCAUUAAUUCAACUGUCUUUGUUUUGCUUUGUUUUUUCAGUCUGUCAAUAUGCAUGCCAUGUGUCAUGCACUGAUCAAGCGCCACCCAUCUGUCCUGUGCCACCCAGUAGAAGACCACUUGGGAUUGACCCUGACAGUGGAAUUGGAACUGCCAUGGAGGGAAUUGUUAAGGUGAUUAAAACUUAUUACUUUUCUAUGAAUCUGUCACGGUGACUCAACAUGGUGGCAGGGGAUGAAACAGGACUAACUUCCCAAUUGAUAUCAACCUCUUCAUUAUCCACCCAGUCUUUGCAAGGUUGUACCACACCACCAGGGUCUAUGCACGCUACUCUUUACAAACAGCAUUGUGGGUUCUUUUACGUCCCACAAGAGUCAGAAGAGUGAAAGAGCUGUGAGACGGGGCGUAUGGUUUUUCGUCCUUAUUCGAGAAGACUAGAAUGUCUAACCUUUUGUAGAUGUCAUUGCAGAGGCAGCACAUUCUCCUCAGUUAUUUUAAGACCCUGAGUGCUGGUCCAGCCGCGGUUUGAACCCGCAACCACCUGCUCAGCAGACCGGCACUUACCCAACUGAGCUCACUGGGCAAUGGUUAAUGUCACAGUUUCUAAUGAACAUUUGCACAAAAUUUUUUUACUUUUUUCCUUUAUUUUUCUCAAUAGUUACAGAAUUGCAUUUAUUCUCUCAAAUUUCUUUAGAUUCCCAAACCUGGUGGUAUCAAGAAGGGUUGGCUUCGACAAUUCGCUGUCAUCUGUGAUUUCAAAUUAUUUCUCUUUGAUGUCACUGGUGACAAACCUCCCCAAAUUUCUCAAUCAGCAACGCAAGUUAUUGAUAUGAGGUAGGGGUCAGUGACCGGGGUUUGCAAAUUUUAUUGAUGAGUAUAGUCAGUGUGACUUCUGGUUCACAAAUUUUGGAGUCAUUUUGGAAUAUUUGGAGUCAAGUAUCACAACGAAAAGAGCCAUUUUCAGACUUUCCAGCACGUGGUCCUGGCAUGUAUACACUUUCGUGAGGGAUACACGAAGUAGCUGUGGCAGUCCGCUGACCUGGAAAGCUCAAAUCCAUGAUGGCGGUCAUCGAAUAAAGUUUGAUCGUAAUUUAGUCUCUUCCUGUUUCGUCGUGCGGCAUAAUUCUUUAAUUUCGAUGAUUUAAUUAAGGUUUACAAUUAACGUAAAUUGUAUUUGUUGCGAAUAAGGAAAGGACAAAACUGUCUUUGUUACCGAAAAUUUCUGGAGUAGAAGUGGCUCCCUGUUUGUUACCGAAAAUUUCUGGAGUUGAAGUUACUCCCUCCGUAACCUCAGUGGAGUCAUCUGAACAAUUUUGGCGUAAAAUACGCCAAAUUUGGCGUAUUUGCGAACCCUGGGUCUACUAGUGUAUUUUUUAGAUAAAUAAUGUUUGCAUAAGUUACACAAAUCACCAGGUCAAAACCGUUAUAUUUCUGGUUGUUUUUUUGUUUUUUUUGUUUUUUUUACAUAGAGAUGAGGAGUUUUCAGUUAGUAGUGUGCUUGCGGCAGAUGUUAUACAUGCGAAUAGAAAAGAGUUACGUUGCAUUUUUAGGGUAAGUUUUUUGUUUUACUUCUCUGCAAACUUUCUUUUGCACCUGUAAAGCCCCGUGUAAACGGACGCAACAUUGUUGGCCAACAACUCCCAACAUUGUUGGAUGUUACAUGUUGCCUCUGUUUGCACACCCUGUUGCAUGUUGUUGGAUGUUGUUGCGUGUUGUUGCGCAAAGUUUGAGACCGGUCAAACUUUUCAGCCAACAACUCCCAACAUUUCUUUUGUUCCGUGAUCGCCGAAGCGUAGCGCAACAUUGUUGGGGCCACGGACGCUCAUUACGCAUGGAUUACAAAGACUUAUGGGUUGUAUCCUUCCCACGAUGCACUGCAGGUCCCAACAUUGUUGGGAGUUGUUGCAUCCGUUUGCACACCACUGCCAACACGCACGCAACAACUCCCAACAUUGUUGGCGCAACAAUGUUGGGAGUUGUUGUGCCCGUUUGCACGCAGCCUUACUUCUCUGCAAACUUUCUUUUGCACCUGUGAUAGCGCAUCAAAGAUUGAUCCACCCAUUACAAUACAAUGAAGAAUGCAUUUUUUGUGCCACAGGUCACAGCAUCUCAGAUGAACCCACCUGGAGAAUCACUAACACAGCUAAUACUAACAGACAGUGAAAAUGACCGAGUCAGAUGGGUGAGCGCUCUGCAAGAGCUACACAAAGUUCUUAAGAAGAACCAAGAAUUAUCUAAGAUGGUAAGUUGGAGCAUACAAUAUUUCAGCAAUAAACUGCAGUACUGUAGUUUGCUAAGUAUUUUUCAUUUGUAUUACUUCCAGAUAGUUGGAAAAACCUUAUAAGCAUGAGAAAUAGUACCACAGAAAUGCUCUGCCCUACAGCGUUUUGUCAAUAUUUUCUCUCAAUCAUUUUCAAUAUUUUUUUGCAGCAAGUUUACCAAGCAAAGGAGGUCAUUCCUUCAGAAUCGAAUCCUCAGAUAAAACAGGCUCUUUGUGCAACGAUUAUUGACACGGACAGAGUAUGUCUAGGAACUGAGGACGGAUUGUUCUGCUUUGAACUCAUGAAAGAAAGUAAGUUUACACUCUUUCUAGCUUAGAACUUAUUAAGACUGCUGUAUUGAAUUUGAUGGGAUUAAUUUUAUUUCAUCAUUAUCCUUUUUAGAUGUUACGCGCAUAGGUGAUAACAAGAAAGUGUCACAAAUAGAAAUGUUACCAGAUGAACAACUACUUGUCCUUAUAUCAGGUAAGGCGCACAAGCAAGUAAGGCGUUGGCACUCAUGCAAGCGGAUUAUGUAGUUGACAGACGUCCUUAAAUCUUCUGCGCUGGUGGAUAACAUUACCUUGCAUUCAAAGCAGAAAGGCGUAAAAGCCCUCGCAAAGUGGAAUCAAUUUUAACCAUCUUGGCCAAAAUUGAUUUAUUUUGCCAUCAGUGAGUAACUUAACUAGUUCAGCCUUAAGGAGUUUUAUUUCAGCGCCUACAUUCUCUAUGUUUCUUUAUUAUGCUGCUUAUAUUAAAGUAUCCACUUAUGGAGAUUGGUCUGACAUAAUUAGAAAGUUUGUGUUCUUCAGCUUUUUUUUCUAGUAGAGUUGCUCUUAUGCACACUUCUCGUACUUUCAAAUUUCAGGGAGAAAUCGCCAAAUAAGACUAUAUCCAUUGUCAGCUGUUGACGGCCAUGACACAGAACCUAUAAAAAUUCCCGAAGCUAAAAACUGUCUAAUGUUUGCCACUGGCUCUCACGACAACAGUGCGAGCUGUUUGUGUGUAGCGUUGAAGCGUCAAAUAAUUGUCUACGAAUUCAACCGGUCAAAGCAGAGACAUCUUAAAUUCAAGGUAACUUUUUUUUUCACAUUUUUCGUGUAAUAUCAGUACUUAAAGACAGGUACUUGAAUUUGUGGCUGCACAAUUUGGGUAUAUGGGAUCAUUCAAAUGAAACCUUGCUCGUGCAGGGUGGCAUUACUUUCUCAGUAUUCUAAUUCUUUAUUGGUACAGGUAGUAGCAUGAUUUGUAGGUGAUAUUUGGCAUCAAUACCACAAGUGAUAUUUCAACAUUGUUAUACGUAAUUUCACGAGCCGUUAGGCGAGUGGAAUUUGAGACAAGGUUGAAAUAUCACGAGUGGUAUUUAUGCCAAAUAUCACCUACAAAUCAUGCUAUUAAUUGUUUAUACUUCUACCCGUAGAAGGUCUGUAAUUUUCACAUGUAAGUAUUUCAAAUUUAGCUGAAAUUCCACUGCUCUUAGCCAAUCAAAUUGCAGAAAUUUCUCAUGUAGUAGUAUAAUGUCCACAAUUCUUUGAUCCUCUGCCCCUUGUAUUCGAUAGAUAGACAAUAGACUAUCAAAUACCCAUAAGUUUAAUUUUUUUUUCACUUCUUGUACCCUAAUAAAAAAUUGUUAUAAUCGUACAGUCUCUAUGAUAACCAGGUAGAUUUAUAAUUACAUUCUCAUUAUUACCCAUCUAUCGCUUAGUUUCCCUUCUACUCUAGUUGUAAUUGAAAGGAAUACCCUCCCCCCCUCCCCACCCUAGGGUGCUUACCUCAGGUUCAAGGAAAAAAAUCAGGAAAUUAAAUGCGAAGUUUUCACUGAAUUUGACACAAACGUUCGCUAUCUUUGCCUAGGAAAUGCCUGUGACCUUCAAUGUUCAGUGGCUCGGUGUCUCCUUUGGCAAACUCCUUGUAGGAUCUGGAUCUGUCUUCUAUAUUUUCAGUCUAACUGGAGAAGGAAGACCUCAGAGUAAGCUUUUACUGAUUGCAAUGUUUAGUCUCUUUCAGCAUAUCGGAUAAUAACGGUUAGGGUUGUAGAGUAUAUUGAUCAAAACAAAGAACGUCGCUUGUGGAUAUAACAUUUAUCCAUUCGUAAUGUUAGGCUCUCGGUAGAACUACGAAUGACGUGCGUUAAUUCUGUGGGAAUUUCUAACACUUAGUUUUAAGCUUAAGAUUGAUAUUUUCAAAAAUAAAACCUCUCGUUUUGCAAUAGCCCCUUAGGGUGUGUAAAACCUCAAUUGCACUGCUGUUUAUACAAUUUCAGUGUUCUUUCGUUGCUUUAGAAUUAACCGUGUUUGUUCUCUUUGUUAAGAACUGGUGAAUUCAGAUGACCCUACUCUCAAUUUCAUCACCAACAAUUCACUGGACGCUCUACUUGCCGUGGAAAUCGAACCUCAAAAAGAGUUUCUACUAUGUUUCAAUUGUAAGUUCAAGUUGUUGUUGCUGUUCACUUUAAUAGAGGCCUUUAGAUUCCAUGACGAGGACGACUACUAGUACGAGAUUUGACUUAAAGUUUUUUCGUGUAUUCUCAAAAAAUAUACUCCCCGGAAAGCUUCAUUUUACCGUUUUUCAUAAGACAAGUUAGCACUGUUACCUUUAGUGACGGUGGUUACACCCUCUCUCCAUCGCAAAAUGAUAAAACUUCUAACAUUUGAUAACUUGUUUCCGUCACUUCGACAUUCUAGUUAAAACUCGUAGUAGAAUGAUGACGGCUACCACGUUUUCCCGCCAAACUGACGCUGGUUCACGCGCGUGCACUACUUAGUAUUGAGUAAAUCUCGGUCUCGUAGACGUACUCGUCUUAGUAUCUAAAGGUUUCUAAUUUGUCAUUAGGGAGCCAUUCUAAGUAAGUUAUCAUGUUAGUAGUGUAGUGGACACCGAAUUCGCCACUUUUGAAACGAGAUGGAACUGGAGCCGAAAUGCGUCCCGCAAUCGUUUGUGGGGUCGUGUCUGGAGACGCGCCGGCCAGGUAUUGUCCGAUCUUUUCCCCUUUCUCUGGUAACCGUUCUAGAAGUAAUAUACUUUCAUCGCCAGAUGAAACACUGAGAAGAGAGUUGAAAAUACGACGCGCAGCGGAGUAUUUUUGACGAACUUCGAGGUGUUUCAUCUGGUGAUGAAACACUGUGUGGAAUGCUUUAUAUUACUUCUCAAACAAAAUGAUUGUAGUAGGAGAAAUUAAAUGAGCAGUUUUUUAAUCUGAUUUCCAAACACUCAUAAAUCAUCAAUUUCCUUUGUAUUUUCUUUAUGAAUUAUUAAUAAGUUUGAGAAGUCUUUGCGAAAGUUAACCUUGUUUCUAACUUGGCGAAAUGUACCUGUAAAGGAAGAUCCUCAUUCGAUUUCCGGUGACUAGAAAUAAACGUGAAUAACGUUAUAUGCUUUUCUUUUGGUCCAUGAAAAAAGGAUAAUUCCCUACGUGCUGUAUUUUUUUCAAGUUUAUGCUACUAUGAUUUUUAUUGCUUUUAGUACUUGGUAUCUUUGUCGAGGCCAGUGGAUAUCGCUCGAGACGUUAUGAAUUAAUGUGGCCUUCCCCACCUACGAAUAUUGGUAAGCAUUUGUUGUUUUUGUGUAACGUCUCAGGCAAUACAAUUUAAAAGUUCAAACCGUUCUUGCUACCAGUAUCUAGUGAUCUUGUCGUGAAAAAAUGCUUGUUAGAGUACUUAAUGAGAAUGGUUGAAUUUAUCGCCCUUUGCUCUAUUUUGCCCUAGGAGUGUAGUUCCGAUGACAAUAUUUACUUUAAUGAAAUUUCUUGUUAUUUGCAGCUUAUUCUCAUCCCUAUGUGAUAUCCUUCAGCGAGAGAGCUAUUGAUGUGUUCGAUUCUGGCUCGGCGGAAUGGCUUCAGACUAUCCCCCUUAAAAAGGUAGAUGAAUGUAAAAGUUCUUAAAACAAAAUGAAUGUAAUGUUACGAAUGGAGUGUUAUUGUCAUAAACCUUUAGAAAUACAGCUGUUAUUAAACGAACCGGAGAGUAGACCUCCCGUGAGCUCAGAAUAUACUUUACACCCAUUGUGAAUAUUUGAAACAAUAAUGCCAGUUAACUGUGUCAAAACAUAAACUGUAAUAAUUAUAAUCCUUUUAUGUUGUUUUUAUUUCAGUGCCAUGCUUUGAUCAGCGAUGGCUCUCUUGCUUUAUGCACGGCCUUGGAACAGUUCAAUUUAGUUUACCUUAAAAAUAAAUUAUACGAAGGUAAGUUACCGUAUUGGUUGCUCUCAAAUGGACAGCUGACUGGCUGUUGCUGUGGUGGGAUGAUUACAUGAAGUCAGUUGUGCAGUUGUAACUGCCUCCUAAGGGUGCGGAUUUUUUUACCGCUAUGGCCCCUCCCCUCGCCCCACCCUGAUCAAGGACGUUUGGUCAAGGUCAGACAUGAUCCAGCCGAACUUCAACAUUGAUUUUUUUGGGGGGGAGGGGGGCAGUGUUUGUAGUUCCUAGUGCUCUCAGGAGCUUUAUCUUGAAACUAGUCAUGGUAACGUCCAUUUUUUUAAAAACAUUUUUGUUCCUGAUUGUAGGUAGAGCUGACAGCACUUGCAAGGGUCUCCGACUAUUCUGAUAAACCUCGCACACUAUACACGUUUUUCAACGCGAGAGAGGUUGAUUAUUAAUCCCGAAAUGAUUCUGUUUUCUCGUAGAAGAAGAGUUGAUUAUUCCUGAUCCAAACAAAGGAAAGAAGGCAAUUGCUGCCAUGUUAAGAUUGAAAAGCAAAAGAAGGUUUGCAAGCUGUUUUAUUUUCGUGUUGAUUUGUUUUGUCCUUAAUUUAACUUCCUCUCAUGCUAAGUGUUGCCUUGAUAUUCCAUCAACAGUAGUACCUACCGGUUCGGUUUCAAGACAAAGGAAGGUGGCCUGGCAGACUUGGACGCAGAUAUUCGCUCUAAGCUCAUCUCGGGUCCAACUAAUUUCAACCAUAUCUCACAUAUGGGGCCUGGUGAUGGAUUUCAGAUCAUCAAAGACUUGCCAACGGUAGGUUGGUUUUAGAUUCAUUGAUAAAUCUCCGGUUCUCUCAGUCUGUCAAUUGUGAAAAAUAAUCCUUCCGUUCAUUUUUAUUUGGUUUAGCGUCAAAGCACCUUGUGAUUGGGUGAGAGAUCUCGGGCCGUUUUCUCAACCAAUCAGGGGUAAAACCAAAGGCAAUCGUAACCUUCUCGACUUUUCGCUUGUAACGCUUGGCGCCUGUUACAUCUACUGAGUAAUAUUAAUGUUUCACGCGGUGGAAGGCUUUUGUUAUCGUUGGUCAGAGCAAUUGUGGGCCCGCAGAAGUUGAUUUACCAAUGCUGCGGUCACCCUACGAUAGUUGGCUGUGACAUUGAAAUAUGGCAAAAUACAUUUGGUGUUACAAUGCUUGCCUUCUUUGAAUCUUUUUAGGCACAGCAGCAUGGCUCUGAAGAUGAACCACCACCAGGUAAGACAGCUCUGUCAUAAUUUGCCACUGAAGAAACGAGGAAACUGGGCCGAGUUAACUUUCGCAAAGACUUCUGGGACUGUUACUGGGGACAGGGAAAAUGAUCGGCCAAUAGCUGACCGGCGCGUCCCUUGUAACGAUCCCAGAAGUCUUUGCGAAAACUAACUCGGCCCAGUUCCCUUCUCGUUUCUGAAGUGGCGAAUGGAGUGAAUGGUAAUUGUCGUAAAACAGACGCAGAUUAGUUAGUAAAUCUACACCUGGUAGAAAAUAGUUUGAAUAACUGAUUCAUAGUGCAGUUGAGUGGGAUCCACUGUUUUCUAAGUUAUAUUACUGGAAACAAAACAGAUGCGAACUGUCGAUGUUUUGACUGUACAUGAUGUGUUUUGUUUUCUAGCCGUUGUACCACGAAAUACUUCAGUGGGUCCGAGAUCCAAGAGAGCAGUGACUGCUAACCCGUAUCUCAUGAGUCGGCCAAACCUGGCCGCAAAGGGACUGAAACCAGGUGUAGGCCCAGGACUACUCAAUGGCCGAUCAGGGUCCACGAAUGUCGUAAACAGGUAUUAAUGAAUUUGAUGUGUCAUUGUUGUUCUAAUUAAGACUGCAGUCACUCCCAACUGCUGCAAUACCAAUCAAUGAGCUUCCCGCUUUUGUUAAACGCUCUCAAAAUGUAUGAAACGUUCAAGAAACGCCUCUAACUUGUUACAUCAUUCGUAGAUCCGACGAGUCUUCGCCUCCAGCUAAUAGACCACGUUCUACGUCAACACGGUCAGCAGACGAUCUCUCAAACGACGCGCAUGUUACAAAUGGGUCCAAUCGACUCUCCGCUGACCUCGAUAACUAUGCUCAGGUAGGUGAGAUGUUUGGGCUCUAAAGGUAGAAAGUGCCGUGUUGAUGUUUGUCAUGCAUUUGACUCGUGACAAAGUCUUUACUUAAACGCGAGGAACGCAUACCUAACUCUUCCUUAAACAUCCUCCGUCUUUGUAAUAUUGGAUUUUCGUUCUACUUCAAGACUUUCGGUGGUUACACUCUUGUUGGACCUAUUUACAGUUCAAACCAUUUUUCUUCUCUGCAUACGCCGCGUCUUGAAAGUAUUAUGUUAAUAGCUUAUCUCGACCUUUUCACUGCUUAGCUCUUUCUUUCCAUACAACUGAAACACAAAACUCUAUUGACGAGCAUUAGUGGGAACUUGCAGCUGAUUAGAUUUUACCGCUGUUUUUUUCGUUUAGUACUUUCAUACCAUGAGACCAAAAAGUGUUGCAGACGAACGGAGACAGUUGGCUCUCGCUCUUGAAUUGAGCAAACGUGAAAUAGCAGCUGGCGGGCGCAGAAGUUCACGGGUCGGCACUCGUAUUUUGUAUCUUUGCUUUGUGUUUACUUGUGGCCUUCAAGCUGAGGCAGCAAUCCUGAGGACAAGCCCGAAGUUAUUCCGAAGAUUGUCCGAUUUUACUCGAGUGUGGUCGAAAAGUUAUCGAACGUCGCGUUUUGUUUUUAUCACUGUGUUAAGUGCUCCAGCGCGUUAACGAGCUCGCUGUAUUUGGAGAUAAGGCAACGAAUUUCUGAUGUUCUUACGUGGUUAAUCACGUAAAGAGUCCAUUCCUUUAAUUUUUCUUAGCUACCAACAACUAAUUUAUAAAACCUAACUUACGCCUUUAGUGCCUAAUCAAGUGACCGGCCAUGCAUUAUGUUAUCAAAUUUGAAAACUUUCCUUAUUCAUUGUCCCUUUGUUUUGAGGCAUUCUGGGAUUGCGUUAACACCGUUUCUUUGGUUCGUUUUUCAAACCGCAUUUUCAACUUUCUAUUUUGCAGGAAAUGCUGUUCGUGUUGCUAACCCCAUAACAGACGAUUAAUCGACUCUUUUUGAAAAGGCUUUACCAGCGUAGCUGCAUUCUCAACAUACUUAUCUUUGCUUGCACGCAGUAAUUAUAUAACAAUGUUAACCGAAUUGCUAACCUCGCUUCUGUGCGCUGUGCAGUCUUCGGGCUGUUUUCAUUGUUCACUAUUGGUUUGCUGUCUCAGUUUGAGUUUAAUAAACUAUUUUCUUCUUUUUGCACGUAUAGUUAGAACACUUCUUGCCCUCAUUUCCCCAAAGCACUUUUUUUUGUAACGGUCUUGCAUGUAAGGCUAGUGUGGGCACUUAUGUCAUCUUUGAGUUAGGCAAAAAAACUUUUACUAAAACUUGUAUUUACAAUAGAGAUUGGAGGACUCAGAAGAUAAUGUGUAGUUUGUUACCAGCUAAUAAAUAUUUCGUCUUCGUUCGCAGGAUCUGUUAAAUCUUCCUGAAGGAGAAUCUUCACCGAGACAUUCUUCAGGUUAGUUGGUUACAAAACGUACAACUGGAAACAAACCGAACGACAAUAAGAACGCUUAGUAGCUUUUAUAUGAGACAAGGUAGCUGUAGCGUUUUCUUUAUAGACUCUUAGCAUAAGUACCUGAAAUUUCAGCUUAACGCCGUUGUCGUGUAUCUAUCGUAGGGUCUGGAUCCAGCUCUGGUCUGAGUGUAUCGCCAUUGGGAAGCCAAGAAGAGGGCGUGACGUCACCUGAUUGGUAGGUACCAGGCCUUCGAUUACUUUUUACCUUGAGCAUCACUAUAAUUUCUUAGCUGAUUUGUCAGCGGCUAAAAUGAUGAUAAAGGAGGGGAGGUAAAUAUAGGGAAAAAGCGGAUGCCGUAUUUUCCCUCCUAAUUUACUCCUGCUCUCCCCCCCCCCCCCCAUCCCCCUCCCCUGUCGCUCCCCAAGCUCGCUCGCCCUCGUCUACUAUACUCGGGGGUUGGUAACCUCUCAGUUGCCGGUCGUUUUCUGUGCAGCCUGAAGUCUCGUUGCCCAUAUCUGGCUUAUUCCGUUCAAGACUGACACAAGGACGCGUAAUUAAAGCACUUUUUGCCGGCGUAUUGCAACUUUUUCGUUGUAAAAGGAUGGAUCGAAUUCUCUGCGGCUGAAAAAUGUUUGACAAGAAUUCGAAAAACUACGGUUAUUUGUAGUAAAAGAUAAUUAACUGCAAUUAGACAAGAUUUUUGAUUCGACUGAAACGCUAGAGUACUACAGUGUAAACAGAAAUUGAACAUGGAUGUUCACAUUCCCUGUUGAAGUUCACUCUGUCAUUCAGGAGGAAACCUUUAUGUGUUAGUAUAUUCAUGUUCCAUGGUUUUCACCUUCAUUACGAGUCGGUGAGGGAGGGAGUCGAUAGUCAACGUUAUGUUUUGUUUCCUUAAAAAGUCACCCUAACUUGAAUAUCGAGAAUUUACUUUGAUUUUAAUUAAGAAUAAAUUCUUUCACAUGAAGUAAUUAAAACGGCUUUAAUAAUAUGCACCUAAAAUCUUAAAAUCAAUGUAAAUGUUAAAGCUUAGUCAUUAAUUUUGCACUUAGCGCGUUAGUCUUGCAGUGAUAUAAUCUUUUUUGUUUCUCUCUCUUUUUUUUAAUCCCAACAAUUUGUUCUGUUGAAUAGUUUCUUUAGUAAACCUACAGUUUUCAUACAGCUGUUUUCUAAAUAUAACUGACAUUUCGGGAACUGAUUAAGUGUAAAGACUUGUAUCAAAGCGGAUUCAACCCUGUUAGUUUAAUCGUGUCGAAUUCUUUUAUUAUAAUUGUUAUAAAAAGUUCUUUCAAACAGAUCAGUGUUAGAGGACUAACCGUAAACGUUCUUUCAUUUACAAACGGAAAUUCAAUGCACCUAACUUUGUAAAAAAUAUAACAUCUCAUAGCUGGUCAUUAUCGAACCGGUUCUGACUAGAUAAAAAAAGAAUUGGUUGGGAGGUUUCAACCUCGUUUCCAGGGUUUCCUACUCGUCCCUUCUGCGAGAGACGAGGGGGACAGGAAACGAAUAGCUGAGAACUCUGGGAACGAAGUUGCUAAGCUUUUUUUCUGAUUUCCCCCAACAGAAUGGAAGAUGCUUUGCCGCUUGGCGGACUCCAAUGGCUGAAUAAUAUUAUUAAUCGAAUUAAUUUUUAUUUUGUAAAUGCUUUUCUACUCUGCCUCAAGGCUAAUGAAGAAAUAAACGCUUAAAACUUAACUUUUUCUUAUUAAUCGGAUAAACAUCGAAGGUGAAAAAAUUAUUUUUAGUUGACAGACAGCUAUAGUUUUUGAAGGUUGUUAAACUUGAAACGAGAAAAAAGCUUAAGCCACGAGGGUUGAAUUUAGGACUAAUUUGAAUUUACUCUAUAUUUCAUAUUAUCGUAGGUGAUGCAAUUUUUCCAUAUUUUUUAAGCAUUUUGUUCAGAGGAGACUUUGGGUUGUGUCAUAAUCAUUUUUGCGCAAACAGUGCAGUGAAAGAGUUCUUUUUUCGGUGUAUAUCUUCAUAUGAUGUAGAUGUUUCUGUUUUUCUUUUUCAUUAUCGGUUUAGGUCUAUAUUCCAACGCCAAGCCUUUUGGCGAGAUUUGGGCUCCGUGCACCAACUACCUAAGGGUAGUUGGUUUGUUCUUAUUGGCUGAUACUUACAAAAUCAGAGAAUUGUUGAAUUGUAAAAAGGACUGAAAAAAUAAAACGUUUACAGUAUUUGAGAGCGUUUCUUUUUUGUGUGUUUGUAAACAGAAAAAUAGUCUUCACUUCUAGUACUCUUUAGUGAAGAUUAUCUGUUUGCUUGGUCUCAUUUUCCCCGUUUUUUUUUUUUUUCGUUCGUUCGUUCGUUUGUUUUUAUUUGUUUGCGAAACUUCAUAUUAAAUGGCGCUUGUGCAUAUGAUGUUACCACCCGAUUUCUGUGAGGAAUUGAGAACGUUUGUAAGACAUUGCCUUGUUCUCGCGCCUGCGAUGUCGAUUCCGUUUAGCCAGUUCUCGCUAUUCGUAGUGGAUAGAUUCAGCAGAGUCGAGAGUCGAAACAAAGACAAUCAUCCCCCACUCCCACCUCCACCCGCACCCCGACCCCAACCCCCUUGAUUCUUGUGAUUCCCUUUCCGUAUGGAGAAGUUACUUGCUUUUGACUGGUAGUGGUGAAAUAAUCACUUGUUCAAGUUGUGGCCGACGUUGUGGCCCUUGUUUAUUAGACUAUAUAAUUAUAGUUUCAUACCUUAAGAUACACCGUUUCUGUCUACGGUUACGGGCAGGCUACCAUGUUCGCCACGUAGUUAUACAAAAGACAACCAAUAUUUCCCAGAUGAUGUAAUGGCAUUACCUUUCUACACGGUAGCCUAGCCGUUUCUAGGGGUUAAGAGGCAAUCUCUUCGCAUUUACGGGUAAGCGUACGCGUAAUUUACCCGUACACGGAGACGGUGUAUUUUUAAGGUCUCUCAUGUGCAAGUUAAAGGGUAGUUUUGAGAUUCUCUCGUUUUACUGUAUACGGGCGUUGCCUAGUCCCUGUACGUCGUCUGGGUCAAUGCAUUUCUGUGGAUCAUCUUUCGAACGGAAAAAAACUCGUUCGAACCUCCUGACCCGAAACGCAUAUACUGCGCUCAAUAAUGAGGCCCAGGAAGUGCGGGCGUUGUGUUUGCUUUAUCUUAACCUCAAAACUCAGAAUUUAAAGCUGUCUAGUUUGAAUUGUCUUUCCUAACGUAUCAUUUUGCCUCAAGUGAGGAAGUUAAUGGGGAUUGUCUAGUUGGUAGUUUGAUUCUAACAUCCUUGCAGUGUUCAAUUAAAUUUUUCAGACACCACAAGAUUCUGAGGAGAUGAAUAUCCACCCAGGUAAUUGAUAAGUUCAGUUGUUGUUUUAAUUUUAAGUUGAGCGUGUUUUAGGCGGAACUUGAAGGAAAGCUGUUAAUUCUGUUCAAUAUUGUUUGGAAAUUUGACCAAAUGUUGCUUUAAAGUAUUCCAUUCAUUGUAAAUGGACUCUUCUUAGGAAAAAAUGUUGCUAGUUAACUUGGAAUAAUAUGUGAAAUAAAUCAAAUAUGUAAAUUAUUGAUGAAGAUAUGAAAUUGGAUGUAAACCUUUGAGCUAAAUGAACAACCUAAGGCCCUAAGCCUGUUUUCUGGGCAUUGCCAGCAUACUUUGUGUUGUUGUUGUUAUUAUUAUUAUUAUUAUUAUUAUUAUUAUUAUUAUUAUUAUUAUUAUUAUUAUAAGAAAAACAACUGUCAGCCUCUAAAAUUCAAAAGUUUUUUCAACUGUUUAAAAAAUAAUAAUAAUAAAAUAAAAUAUAGACAAUUAAUAAAGCAUCUUAUUAUGAUUAUUAUUAUUAUUAUUAUUUUUAAUUCGAAAAAAAAUUUUUCUUAGUUUUCAUUAACUUUUUUUUAAGCUAAAUUAAGUGCUUUUUAAAUCGACAGAAAUUGUAAAUAGUGUUUUUGAAUGAAUAGUUUUUUCUUUUUUUAGCGAAUUAAUUGUAAAUAGGAUUUUAAUAGUUUUUUUAAUAAAAUUGUCUAUUAUUUUAAAAAAAAUUAUUAUUAUUAUUAUUAUUAUUAUUAUUAUUAUUAUUAUUAUUAUUAUUAUUAUUAUUAUUAUUAUUAUUACCAUUAUUAUGCCUUAUCGUAAGAUGUGCGAGAAAUUUACAGUCUUUUCUUUUGGGAAAUGACCACAACAGGUGAUCAUUAGGAUUAUGAGAGAAAUUAAUAGCUCACAAUCAUAAAAUUUAUACCAGGUGGAGCAGAUCCAAGUGCACUGCCGAGCUUUUCUGUGAUUAAAGUAUAGACAGGAAAUACCUUUUCAAAAAAGGCGUUGAUUCAUCUACCUCUACUCUUUUUUAGGAUUUGUUGCAGAGAUAAUUAUAAAGCAUCGCUUCAGUGCAAAAAAAUUGGUUUACGAUUCCCUUUGACAGAAGUGAUCAAAUUCUCAUAUUGUAUGUAAAUGUUAUUUACCAACUCGUCAACUGAUCUACUGUGGUCUGGAACCAUGGCAUCAUGUGAUGAUCACCUGCUUUUCACUUGUAAUCAACCGGCAGGGCUGGUUGAUGGUUUGUUCUUGAGAACUAUUGUUGAAUCUUUUAUAUAGUAGAAAAAUCUAAUAGAGUGAUGAAGUAGGGAUAGAAUUUUAGGGGAUAAUGGCGCAUGCAGGGAGAAUACUGUUGAUAAUGAGUUUCAUUGUUUCGAAUUUUUUCUCUUUUUUAAACAUUCUUGUUCAUGAGGCAGGGAGUGUCUUCAGCUAGAGAUGGACAAAAUGUAUAGAGUAAUUACUCAAGUGUCACAUAUAAACUUCCCCAUACUUGGUAUUAGUAUUUACCAAAUCAGUGACUAGCAAUUUUCGCGCGUUUUGAUUGGCUCCCGUUACUCGGAAUAUCCUUGGAUAUCCACUGUAUAGUACUGUUUUGGAGCCAAGAUGGCGUCUCGUUUGAAGACAUUUUCGGAAGACGAAAUUUUUGCGAUAAAUGAAGCAGUCGUACAAACAAAACCAGUAAAGCGAUGAAGUUUAGCUUGUUUCUGUUUACUGGUGGGUAGAAAAUUAUUUUCAUGCUGAAUUUGCAACAAAAUCGUAAAAAUGCACUUGACAAUAUCCCCGAAAUUUUUGUAAAUUGUAAACAAAGUUCCUACUAAGUGACGUUUAUAAUUUACAAAAAGUUGCUUUUUUCAUUUUUAUCCAACUGAUUUGGUAAAUACUAAAACGACUAUCCCCCUCAGGGUCGGUUAACAGCGCUAGAUAUAUGCCUCGACGCUUCGCGUCUCGGUAUAUUCACCAUUAUUCACCUCCCCUUCGGGGGAUAGUUGUAUAAUAUUCUCUUGUUUUCUAUGUCCUACUGUCGCAGAUUUUUUUCAAUAAUGCAACAUUUUCACUCGCUGGAUUCUGUGAUUCAAAUAUUAAGCUAAUUGAAGAAAUGCAAAGCCCAUUGUCUUCUUAGCAUUUUAUUGAAAAAGGUUGACAUAUAAAGUAAAUUUUUUCUUCAUAAAACUUAUUAUAACAGGUCAACUUAGUGAGAUAAUAAUGGUGAUUUGUUAGUGUCAUCAUAUAUUUUACAGUGUACAGAACUUAACUACUGUAUAAUCCUCCAUGAAUACCUCUUUGAGAUAAGAAAGAAAGCAUUUAUAGCUAAGAUUGCUGAUAUUAGCUUGGAAGGAAACAUACGAUCUAAUAGGAAACCCCUUAGAUUAGGUAUGGAUUUUGGCUGUCAAAAAAUUAACUUAAGCCACAGGAAACCCAAGCUUCUACUCUUGGUUGCGAAAUAUAAAGAUUUGUGUGAGAGUUUAAAAACGAUAAAUAACAAAUGACAAGUAACAUCCAUUAACCUGAUCAUUUACCUGAUAAAGUUUUAUUGAAUUUUGUUUUUUGUCUACCUUGAAAAUCUGCAGCCACAUGUCAGUCACUUACUAGAAUUACAUGGUUGUCUAGAAACGACCCGCAAACAACAUUUCAUGAGGUAAAUAAAGAUAUAUUUUGCACCAAAGAGGACUUUUAAAGGUGUCUGGGUUUCCUGUGGCUUAAGCCCGCCUACAGUCUCCUAUUUUUUCCGCUUUUACGCGUGAAACUUGGAAAUAGAUGUCUUGCACACAGGCUAAAAACCCUCUGUUCUGGUCAUGAUUGAAUCCAUUGUAACUUAGCCUAGUUCCGAUUUUACUCGUGUAUAUUAGUAGAUUGAUUAUGAUUUUGGACAAUAGCGUUUUUAUUAACGAAGCUUUAAUUACGAAUUCUAAACGAAAUAAAUUAAACCGCUUACAGAAAAAUGUGCGGUGUUGGUGCUUUCAGGUUAAUGACUCUGUUCACUCCUUAUUUGUUCGAUGCUUUCUGAUGUGGGAAGGCGUGUUUACCUCACCCGCGUACCUGUUUUAGCUCUAACACUUAAAGAACAUAGAAAGUGCAGCAUGCCUGGUCGAACUAAGUGAUUGAACUAUCAAAGGCCAAAUAACGUUUUUCGCGUUGAGGAAACAUGGUGGCUCUCGUUUAAACUUGAAAUCUGGAACCCUCAAUUUCUGGAGCCUUCCGACAAUUCCAAUUCAUUCAUUCAUUUCACCACCCCCACCAUCCACCACUCUGACCACUCUUCGUACCGUCCACUACUUUGACCACACGCCUCUUGAAAUCAGCUG